Messenger RNA from Staurois parvus, 2178 nucleotides. NCBI's taxonomy places the organism in Eukaryota, Metazoa, Chordata, Amphibia, Anura, Ranidae. The record is from the annotation of a GenBank genome assembly.
AUGUCAGACCUUCGGAAGUCUUCAUUUCUGGUAACCUUAGAAAUAAACCUGAUCCUGGUGGCUCUGACAGUGGUGGGGGUUAUGAGCAGACUGUGGAAUCUUUCUUACCCCCAGGCCGUUGUAUUUGAUGAAGUAUAUUAUGGCCAGUUUAUAUCCAUGUAUAUGAAAGGUAUAUUCUUCUUGGAUGACAGCGGACCCCCCCUAGGACACAUGCUUUUAGCGUUAGGAGGAUAUCUUGGCGGUUUUGAUGGUAACUUCAUGUGGAACAGAAUUGGGGCAGAAUACACUAGCAAUGUCCCUGUUUGGACCCUUCGUCUACUCCCAGCUGUGUCUGGAGGACUGUGUGUUCCGCUGGCAUAUCAGAUAGUACUGGAGCUUGGAUUCUCUACACUGGCGGGACUGAUAGCUGCUAUUUUGGUUUUGUUGGAAAAUGCUCUAAUCACCCAGUCACGACUGAUCCUGCUGGAACCUGUCCUCAUCUUCUUCAUUCUUCUGACCUUCCUGUCAUACCUCAAGUUUCAGAGUUACCAGCAGAGCAGUCCUUUUUCCAGGUCUUGGUGGUUCUGGCUGGUGUUGACUGGUGUUUCCUGCACGUUUGCUGUGGGGGUGAAGUACAUGGGUCUCUUCACUUAUCUUCUGAUUCUCGGGAUAGCUGGAGUCCACAGCUGGCAGCUGAUUGGUGACCGCAAACUCUCCAAUAUGUCAGUGGUGUUUCAUCUGGGAGCUCGCUGCCUGGCUCUUCUGCUUGUACCUGCAGCUCUUUACCUGGGAACCUUCUAUAUACACCUCUCCAUACUGACUCACUCCGGGCCCCAUGAUCACAUUAUGAGCAGUGCAUUCCAAGCUAGUCUGGAGGGAGGUCUGUCACGGAUUACUCAGGGGCAACCACUAGAGGUGGCAUAUGGCUCCCAGAUCACCCUCCGGAACACCUUUGGUAAACCAGUGCCUUGCUGGCUGCACUCACACAAGAACCCUUAUCCAGUAAUGUACGAAGGAGGACGUGGGAGUUCACACCAGCAGCAGGUGACCUGUUAUCCCUACAAAGAUGUCAAUAACUGGUGGAUUGUCAAGGACCCAUCCCGACAGGAAAUGGUUGUCAACUCACCGCCGCGUGCUGUCCGGCACGGAGACACCAUACAGCUGCUGCAUGGCAUGACAGCUCGAUUCCUCAACACACAUGACGUGGCUGCCCCUCUUUCACCAUAUUCCCAAGAGAUCUCCUGCUACAUUGAUUAUAAUAUUUCAAUGCCAGCUCAGACACUAUGGAAGGUGGAGAUUGUAAACAGGGAAUCUGACAGGGACACAUGGAAAACCAUCUUGUCCGAAGUCAGACUUGUUCAUGUGAAUACAACUGGAACAUUGAAGCUUAGCGGGUCAGCUCUACCAGAAUGGGGCUUCCGACAGCUGGAGGUGGUUGGAGACAAGGUAGCUAAGGGCUAUCACCAAAGCCUGGUCUGGAAUGUGGAGGAGCACCGAUAUGGCAAGAGCCGGGAGCAGUCUGAGCGAGAGCAGGAACUUCACACUCCUCCACAGAUGGAUGUCGGGAGGAAUCUGAGUUUUAUGGCUCGGUUUUGGGAACUCCAGUGUAAGAUGCUGACUAUGAGGAGUGAAAGUCCUGAACACAAGUACAGCUCAUCACCCCUAGACUGGGUAUCCCUGGACACCAGCAUCGCUUACUGGCUUCACCCAAAGACUACAGCUCAGAUCCAGCUCUUGGGUAAUCCCAUCAUCUGGUAUUCUGCGAACAUUGGUGCCAUUCUGUACACAGCCCUAUUUAUUUUUUACUCGCUACGGCAGAGAAGAGCAAUUUAUGACAUUCCUCAAGAUUCGUGGCAAGCUCUGCGGCUGACAGGAAUACUGUGCCUUGGUGGGUGGGCUGUGAAUUACCUGCCGUUCUUCCUAAUGGAGAAGACUCUCUUUCUUUAUCACUACCUCCCUGCUCUGACCUGCCUUAUUCUCCUGUUGCCUCCGCUGCUUGAACACAUUCACCAGCACCUGCUUAGGUCUGAGGCUCUGAAGAACACAUUCUCCUCUCUGCUUUUGGUCUGGAUGUCCAGCGUUUUUCUGACUUACCGCAGACUAUGUCCUCUGACGUUUGGAGAACCCGCGCUACCAGCGGCAGAACUCCGGAAUCUACGUUGGAAAGACACAUGGGAUAUUCUAAUCAGGAAACAGUGA